AAGGAGGCUCGGGGGCUGCCGCGGUCGCCAAUGAAAGGCGCCGGUCGGGCGGCGCGCCCUGGGUGAGCGGCGGGUGCGGCGCGGGAUGGAGCUGGGGCCCGGCGUGCAGAAGAUGUCGGUGAGCCAGCCGCAGUCAGGAAGAGGUGUGCCUUGUUUACGCUGCAGAGGGAUGUGCAUGGGCUUCGAGCCACAUUCUUGGAGGAAAAUCUGCAAGUCAUGCAAAUGCAGCCAGGAGGAUCACAGCCUGAGCUCAGACGUGGAGGACGAUCGGAAAAUUGGGCGCCUGCUGACAGACUCCAAGUAUGCCACGCUCACCGCCCGGGUGAAAGGAGGUGACGGCAUCCGCAUUUACAAAAGGAACCGCAUGAUCAUUACCAACCCCAUCGUCUCUCGGAAGGACCCCACCUUCGACACCAUCACAUACGAGUGGGCUCCCCCGGGGCUCACCCAGAAGCUGGCCAUGCAGUACAUGGAGCUGAUCCCAAAGGAGAUGCAGCCGGUGGCGGGGACGGACGGGGCGUACUAUCGCCGGCGGCAGCUGAUGAGACAACUCCCGCUGUAUGACCAGGACCCGUCCCAGUGCCGCGGCCUCGCAGAGGGCGAGCUGAAGCUGAUGGAAGACUUUGUGAAGAAGUACAAAGCCGAGGCACUGGGCGUUGGGGAGGUGGCGCUGCCGGGCCAGGGCGGCAGCGGGAAGGAGGAGGAGAAGAAGCCCCAGGACAAGAGCAUCGCUGCCGGCAAACCCUCCGAGUCCACCAAUGGGGCCCUGGAGCGCGCACCCGCGGAAGGGCUCUACCGCUGCGAGACCUGCAAGCAGGCGGUGCCGGGGGACUGCCCGGUGGUGUACGCCGACAGGGCGGGCUACUCCCGGCAGUGGCACCCGGCGUGCUUCGUGUGUUGCCGGUGCUCCGAGCCCCUCGUCGACCUCAUCUACUUCUGGAAGAGCGGAGCCGCCUGGUGUGGGCGGCACUACUGCGAGAGCCUCCGGCCACGCUGCGCCGGCUGCGACGAGAUCAUCUUCUCGGAGGACUACCAGCAGGCAGAAGGGAUGGCCUGGCACAAGAAGCACUUUGCCUGCCUGGAGUGCGAGACGCUGCUGACCGGCAAACCCUUCGCUCUGCACAACGCCAACCUCCUGUGCACGACCUGCAGCAAAAGCAAGCGCCUCUGAGCGGGGAGCAGCCCGGGGGCACAGCGGGCUCCCCGAGGUCCUACCAGCACUGGGCUCAUUUGAUGAGUACACGAGAAAGGGAAGGUUACAAAAAAAAUUAGAGCCUGGCUAUUCACUUGCAAGCAACUAAGUGCCCCCUUGCAUCCAAUACAGCUUGCGGGGGAAUAUUUCCUUGGGGAGGAAGCAAAGGAAAUUGGUACGCCUGCGGGUGGGAGGUACACGGCGUAUCUGACUAGGAGGGACUGAAAAGGAGGGGCUGUGCUGUGCUGGUGUUUAUAAAGUCUCUCCAAGCUUCUUAUGACUAAGAUUUUGCAAUAAUCUUUUGGAAAUAACACAUCUCAAAAGUAACUUUUGGCAUACUAAACCCAUGGUCAUGGUCAAAAACAAGGGUUGUUGGUAUUUUUUGAAAUCCAUACUGGAAGUUUACGCUAACAGGCUGCUGACAACUGUACUAAAGCAAUGGGUUUGAGGAAUUUGAUUAACCUGGGUGCUUACCUUCUGAAAGCAAAUGAUAUAAAAUUGCAGCAACAUAUAACUGUAGCUUUCUCCUCCAAAGUGUUCAAUAAUGUAAAAAAAUAACGAAUUGGCCCGCGGGGCCCUUGGUUUAACCCCGGGGAGGUGGGAAGGGUGCAGCUCUGCCCUGGGACGACCGGCUGGCUCAGCCCCCGAGAGCUCUGGCCCUGGGAUGGGGAUGCAGCAGCAUUCCCGGCCGGUCCCACCAGCCGCGUUCCCGGCCCCCGCCUGCCCCCCACUGCCUGCUCCUGCGGGCGAGCGUGUCUCCACAGAGCGGCAUUGUGUUCUGCCGCGACUCGGGAGGUCGUUAAGCAUUUAAAGUGUGGCCUUUAUUUCGGCUGGGUCUGACCAGGGAUUUUAUGGAAAACAGCUUUCCAGCCUAAGCUGUCUUGGGGGGAGGGGGUAUGCCUGAACUGCUGCAAUGCCAGAUUUUCCCUGUACCCUAUCUGUGCCCCCCCACCCCCAAAACCAGUGUACCUUCCCCUCAGAGCCGGCAGCACCCUCGCCCUGCAUGCUGCGUAGCUCUGUGUCCCUCAGGGAGGUGCCCGUACCCCCUUGGAGCCGAUGGGGUGACACUGCCCCGGGAUCCAGCGCCGAGUCUCUGUGGAUAAUCCAAUUUGUUCCCUACAUCAAACAAUGCUUCUGGUAGCCCUGAAAAUAUCAGAUAGUCUAGGCUGGCAGAUGUCUGUGUGCUUGAUCCUUUUUUCAUAUAUUAAAUGUGUUAUUUGCCAGAGAACUGGAAUACUUUUUGCAGAGGUGAGUGUGCAAGGAGCUCACGAUUGCUAGGUUUUCUUUCUGCUACAGAAGAUGCUGUUUUUUCUUUAAAGCAUGCUCUGUGCUACGGAUGUUUGCUUGCUUAUGAUAAAAUAACUUGCAUGUGAGAGUCGGGGGGAACCUGUGCAAGCUGCAGGCCAGGCUCUGCCCCCCCAGGGGAUGCCCAUCCGUUGCAGUGUUUGAGCAGGUGAGACCCACAUGGUGUAAAGACACAUCUGGAUGUGGGGGGUGAUGCCCUCUUACACUUCAUCCAGCCCCGUGCUGUUCCGUGGUUGAUGUUGCUGGAAACGCGGGGGUAGUUAAAGAGCAGAGCAGAACAUCCCGAGGUGACAGCGACAGCCGUAGCUGGGGGGUGACGGGUGUGUGUGGCAGGGUACCGGGGUGCAUGUGCUGCUGGGGUCGUUUGUCCACCUCAGGUUAUUUAGUGGAUGCGUUGAGUGCCUGGGGGUGUCCUGAAACUCGGUCGGAUGCUGCAAGUCAAGAGAGGAGGUGUAGACCUGAAGUUGUGCAAGGAAUAAUAAAGGUCCCUUGGAUACGGGCACUUUGGUUCUAAGUAAAGUGGGAAUGAAAAAUAAAGCUCAGUGCUUAAUUUA
Grus americana (Whooping crane) is the source of this 3051-nucleotide messenger RNA. It is a transcript of the gene LMCD1, whose product is annotated as LIM and cysteine rich domains 1. Bases 86 to 1171 code for a protein of 361 amino acids. Lineage: Eukaryota; Metazoa; Chordata; Aves; Gruiformes; Gruidae. Gene Ontology annotation, molecular function: zinc ion binding. The transcript is spliced from 6 exons. The record is from RefSeq and is a predicted model, not a curated record.